AGGCCGGUGCCUCUCCCGCCGCCUGCCCCCCGCGGAUCGGGCGCUUCCCCCGGCUGCCGGCAGCAGGUGCCGGGGCUGCCAGGUGGUCACACACACCGGGAAGCGGCUCCAACAGCCGUGGCCUCCCGAAGGAGCUGGGGCUGCUGGGAGAGCCGUUCGUUCCGGCCAUCUUCCUUCUCCCACGGCAGAAAACGAAGGUUAAAGCAGUAAAAAUAAAAGUUAAAUCAUUAUUUUAAAUCCCAGCGCUGUGUGGCAGUCCCGGGCAGUCGGUCCCGUCCGCGUGCAGUUCACCUGCUGUUCUCUCGUUUCCAGCAGUUUCUCGUUAACGCUGCCACGGCGCAUCUUGUGCCAUUCUUGGGAAUCUGCAACAAUUUCUCCAGCUUUGUUGCCUUUGGUGAAAUCUCCAAAGCCGAAUCCCUUUGUGUUCUGCAGCAGCUCUGGGCGUCACGUUCCCUUUUCCCAGGGAGCCACCUCUUGCCCAUUGUGUUCCCCGAGCUGUAGGAAAGGGGUAACCGAUCCGAACGCUCUGAACCUGCGGUGAUGGUUUUGCCAGCUCGGGGUCCCCGGCUGCCGCUGGCUGGAUCUCACACACCACAGUUGCAGCCAUGCCGGCAACCAACCAGGGCUGGCCCGAGUCUUUCGGCUUCCAGAUAAGCGGGACGGGUCCAUGCUAUGUCGUUUGGGUGCAGGAGGGCAGCAGCGCGGCAGCCGCGGGGCUGCGGCCAGGGGACGAGGUACUGGAGAUCGAGGGGCAGCCGGUCACCGCGCUGGACUGCGAGGCUCUGCGGGGGCUGGCCCGCUGCUGCGCCAACGUGCCCCCCAGCAUCGGGGUGGUCUCCCGCUUGCGGCACCUCGACAUCCCCCCCGCUCCCCAGGGAUGCUUCGGCUUCCAGCUGGCCAGCGGCAGCCCCCCGCGAGUGGCCAGCGUCAGCCCGGGCUCGCCGGCCGCCGCCUGCGGGAUUCAGCCAGGGGAUUUGGUGCUGGAGGUCAACGGGAUGCCGGUGACGGGGCAGGAGGCAGUGGCUGUGCUGGGAGGGUCCUGCCACCGGCGGUCCCUGCGGCUGGGGCUGCUGCGGCCGCAGCGGGGGGUGGGCCCACAGGACCCCCUCCGCAGCGCUGAGGCCGUGCGGCAGGAGAGGAAGCAGAAAGCACAGGAAUUCAGCAAAAAGGUGGAUGACAUCCUCAGCGACCAGCCCGAGGUGAAGGAGAAGGUGUUCACCAUCCUGAAGCAGUACGCGGCAGAGCGCAAGGUGGAGUACUUGGCCUAUGCCCUCUGCAUGGUCCUCACCCAGGAGUCCCACCAGCACCUCAUUGACAACAUCAGGAUUUUCAUCCCCAAGAAGCACCGGCAGCGGUUUGACGAGGUGGUGUCGCAGAGCCUGAUCAGCAAGCUGUGCCGCUCCAAGAGCCAGCAGCACAGCAACCGCCUGCGGCGCAGCCGGAGCGAGGACCACCAGGAGCGGCUGCUGGUGUCCACCCGCGCCAGCUCCGUGCCCCGCAGCCACGAGGAGAUCAGCAAGAGCCUGCGCAAAACCACCUCGCUCCUCACCAGCAAUGUGGCCUCGGGGGCUGCCCGCAGAACUGUGCGAGUUUAUAAAGGCAACAGAAGCUUUGGCUUCACGCUCCGCGGCCAUGCCCCGGUGUGGAUCGAGUCUGUUCUGCCAGGGAGCCCAGCGGAGAAAGCUGCUCUCAAAGCUGGAGACCGAAUCCUGUUCCUCAAUGGGCUGGACAUGAGGAACUGCUCCCACGACAAGGUGGUGGCGAUGCUGCAGGGCAGCGGGGCGAUGCCCACCUUGGUGGUGGAAGAAGGGAUCGUCAGUGUCUCCAACGACUCUGACUCUGCUGACUCCCCGAGCAGCUCCUCUGCCCUCACCUCCCUGCAGUGGGUUGCAGAGAUUCUCCCCUCUAGCAUCAAGAUCCAAGGAAGGACCUUCACCCAGCAGCUGGAGCACCUGCUGACUCCUCCUGAGCGUUACACCAUCUGCAAAGCACUGGAAGGCUUCUUCCAACAUCGGAAUAUUGACACUCUCAUUGUGGAUGUGUACCCGGUGCUGGACACACCGGCCAAGCAAGUCAUAUGGCAGUUUAUUUACCAGCUGCUGACGUACGAAGAGCAGGAGCACUGCCAGCAAAAGAUUGCCAGGUUUCUUGGUUACAAGUCCUUGGCAGCCGAGCCGGACGCAGAGGAUCGCUACCGCAGCUCCAUCCGAGGAGCAUCCCUGUGCCGGGGGAGCCUGCGGACCCCCCGCCCUGAUGAUGGGGGGGCAGCAGGUCAGAGUGACACCGUAGAGGUCCCAGUUCGCCUGAUCCCUGGAGAGAGACAGGCCGGUGAUGGCACAUCCCUCCCGGAGACACCCAACCCCAAAAUGAUGUCAGCUGUCUAUGCAGAGUUAGAAAAUCGCCUGAUUGGCAGCUUUGCUGGCAAGAUGGGUAACGCUGCCCGGCACAGAGCAUCGCCUCCUGCCCCGGAGCUGCCACACGCUGCAGGUGCUCGCAAGCCGGGGACGGGGAUCUCGUGGCCGAGCGAGGCUCUGGGCUCCCAGCAGUGCUACUACCGCCUGCACAGCAGCGUGGCCUCCCCGAGCAGCACUGAGUCCAACCCCUAUGUCAGCCUGGACAGCAGCCCGGCCCCGUCCCCCCAGCACCGCCACUACCCGCUCAGCCCGCUGUCACGACGGAAGAAGCUCUUCACCUUCUCCAGGCCCCCACGCAGCCGUGACACUGACCGGUUCCUGGACGCCCUCAGUGAGCAGCUGGGACACCGGGUCACCAUCGUGGAUGAUUUCCUCACUCCCGAGAAUGACUACGAGGAGAUGAGUUUCCACGAUGACCAGGGCAGCUACGUCACCAACGAUGUCAGCAGCAGCGAGUACAUCAGCAGCAGCGACGAGGGCAGCUCCCUCACCUACUCCACGCUCUCAGACCACAUCCCCCCUCCUCCCCUCAGCCCCCCCCCGCCUCCACCCCCCCUGCAGUUCCAUGACCCCCAGACCGUCCCCUCCAAGGCAGAGGCCACCAAGGCCAGCACGUCAUCUGCCCCCAAAUCCCUUGUCAGCCACCUGCACCCCAUCCCGCCCCCGCCACCCCCCCCACCCCCUCCCCCAGUGCCCUGUGCCCCCCCCCUGCACCGGGGGCUGCUGCACCGCAGGAGUGAGUCCAACCACAUGAGCGUCAAGAGGCUGCGCUGGGAGCAGGUGGAGAACUCGGAAGGGACCAUCUGGGGACAGCUCGGGGAAGACUCGGACUAUGACAAGUUGAGUGAUAUGGUCAAAUACCUCGACCUGGAGCUGCACUUCGGGACACAGAAACCUACAAAGCCAACCCUCUUGCCUGAAAACUUUAAAAAGAAAGACGUGGUUGAAAUUUUGUCCCACAAAAAGGCCUACAACACAUCCAUCCUGAUUGCCCACCUCAAGCUCUCGCACAUGGAGCUGCGCCAGAUCCUCAUGACGAUGGAGACAGACCGGCUGGAGCCUUCCCACAUCAAGCAGCUCCUGCUCUAUGCCCCGGACGGGGAGGAGGUCCAGCGCUUCCAGAGCUACAAGGAGAACCCUGGCAAGCUCAGUGAGCCCGACCAGUUCGUGCUGCAGAUGUUGUCAGUACCUGAAUACAAGAUCCGUCUGCGCAGCCUGCAUUUUAAGACCACUCUGCAGGAGAAGACAGAGGAGAUCAAAGCCAGCUAUGAGUGCAUCUGCAAGGCCUCACUGGAGCUGAAAAGCAGCAAGAAGCUGGCUAAGAUCUUGGAGUUUGUGCUGGCGAUGGGAAACUAUCUGAACAACGGGCAGCCCAAGACCAGCAAAACAACAGGCUUUAAAAUCAACUUUCUCACGGAGCUGAACACAACCAAGACUGUCGAUGGGAAAUCCACCUUCCUGCACAUUCUUGCCAAAUCACUCAGCCAACAUUUCCCUGAGCUCCUGGGCUUUGCCCAGGAUCUUCCUACAGUGCCACUCGCUGCCAAAGUGAAUCAGAGGACACUGACGGCCGACCUCAAAGACCUGCACACCACCGUCAGUGACAUACAGAUGGCCUGUCACAACAUGCCAGCGACCGCAGAGGACAGAUUUGCGAUUGUGAUGACCUCCUUCCUGGAGAGUGCCCAGCCUGCCAUGCGGUCCCUGGACGACCUGCAGCACAAGGCCAUGGAGGAAUUCAGCAAGGUGUUGUCCUUCUUUGGGGAAGACUCGAAAAUGACAACUUCGGAAGCCUUCUUUGGCAUUUUUGCAGAAUUCAUGAGCAAGUUUGAGCGGGCACUCAGCGACGUGCAGGUGGGUGAGAGCCAGCGCAGCCCCAGGGUGACGUCCCCUCUCGCCUGGUGACGGCUGUAGCAGUGCCGGAUGCAACAACCUAUUGCCAACAAAGUGCAAUUUGGUCCUCCUGAGUUUGGUUGUAAAUAAUGCUGCUGUCACCUGCUGCCACCAAGCAGAACCACCGGCCGAGGGGUCGGGUGGUUUGGACACUGAAGAGGCACCACAGGUGAUGGAUGGUGGGUGGGUGCAAGGGGAUGGGGACAAGAAGGCAAACACCAUGCUGGUCUUGGCAGCAGCUUCUUAGCAUCCUCCACUUUCAGUGUAUGCCUGAGUCAAGGAUUUCAGACACAUCUGGGUAAAACCCCACUCUCCCACGUUCCCAGAACAUAUAUAACUGGCACCAGCAGUUGCUGGAGACCAUCCCCACGUCCCCACAGCUGGUGCCUGUGCGAGGGGGCUGCCUUGGCAGGACACAACUGUCCCCAGGAGGCACCGCUUGUCCUGCCAGCCCUGGGGCUGGAGUCAGAGCCCCUGCGCAGGCUCCCUGGGGAUGCAGGGAUGGAGCUGGGGGAUGAGGCUGUCUCCAGAUCCCCAGCCCCAAGGAGUGAUGCUGCUGAGCUCCUCCCAGUUCCCUCUCCAAGCCCUCCUGCCCUUGGGCAGAGCACCUGGGGCUGGAGCUGCAUCUGAACAGGCCACAACAGUGGAGUGGAGUUUGCUGGAUGUGGCCCAGAGGCUUCAAUCCCCCGCCAUUGCCAGCCAGUGCUGCUGGAAAGCAACAGGACCUUGCAGAAUGCUUCUGGGACUGUGUGGUCCCAAAGCCAGACCCAGUCUGGUCCCUCCAGCUGUGCUGGAGGGUGAGGAAAGCCCUGGCUGUCAGCUUUGCUGAAUGAUGAGGCAGAGACUGACAGGUCUCGAGAUCUUCCCAAGAGUUUAACAUCAUCAGCACGAGGCUUAUUUGAACUCACCAUGAGACAUAAAUCCCUGAGAAUUUUGGUGCCUCCUUGGAAAGUACAGAGCCCCUGGUAGCCUAACAAUGAGUGGGGCUCCUCUGCAGCCCCAAGUGCCAUCCCAGGCCCUGCAGAGACCAGCGAGAAACACAUUCCCUGCCCUCCUUCAUUACUGUGUGACCAGUCAUUCAUGUUGAGUAUCCCCAGGGCACUCUGGAAUUGAGCACAUAGCAGUGUCUGAUCGUUAUUUAGGUAGCUUCAUUCCCUUCAGGAUGCCCCGGGACAAAAGGGCUAGCAGCAUCCCGCACAUGCACCUCCGGGCGACACGGCCCGAGAGCUUUCUGGCAGCAAACCCACGUGUGUUACCGUGGGGAGCAUCGCUCUGUGCAAAACGCAUCCGUUGCCUUCCGAACCGACCCGCUCAGCAUCCCGCGCCGUGACGCGCCGCAGGUCACCCCCCUCCGUCUGUUGCCAGAGCAAGAGCUCGUCCUGUGGCCUCUGCUCACACACAGAAUCACCGACCGGUGCAUUAUUUAUGGGAGACCUUAUGACCAUCAGAUAGUCAGUUUUCAGUAUUUUUUUUUAAUCCCCGCUGUAGAAAGUGAAGUAUAUUUUCACAAGUGUUCUCAGUUUAUACAGCUUUAAGUGCCAGGUAGUUUCUAGCGCUGUGUUCCCAGCUGUCCAGCCCUGUCUCUGGCUGAUGGCAGUGACAGGGCAAUGCUCGCUCUGCUCCUCUUUCCAUUUUGGAUGUUGCACACUGCAUUCAGUGGAUUCUUUUAUUUUUUCCAAAAACAUAUUAAAAAUCUAAACCACUGGAGGUUCUUUUGAAACUGUCAUUACAGAUGUGACAAUGCUGUACAUAGAUUUUGCUACAUGUUGUAACUUUCCAAAAUAGUUAGAACUCCAAUCCCUUUGGUAUUUUUAUGUGAAUAUUUUAAAAGAAGCAGAACUUCUGACAUAUGAUUAUAUCAUUUGAUAACAGGACUAUGUAUAUCCACAGUUCAGUCUCUACCCAAUGCCUAUAUGCUAUUCCUAAAAUAAAGCUACUGCUUUCUGCCUCCUGA
Columba livia (rock pigeon) is the source of this 6261-nucleotide messenger RNA. RefSeq names its product Grid2 interacting protein (gene GRID2IP). Gene Ontology annotation, molecular function: protein binding. The coding region runs from base 606 to 4319 and encodes 1237 amino acids. The record is from RefSeq and is a predicted model, not a curated record. The transcript is spliced from 24 exons. Lineage: Eukaryota; Metazoa; Chordata; Aves; Columbiformes; Columbidae.